This is a messenger RNA of Bactrocera oleae (olive fruit fly), 2383 nucleotides long. It is a transcript of the gene REG, whose product is annotated as proteasome regulator gamma. Gene Ontology annotation, molecular function: endopeptidase activator activity. Gene Ontology annotation, cellular component: nucleoplasm; proteasome activator complex; cytoplasm. NCBI's taxonomy places the organism in Eukaryota, Metazoa, Arthropoda, Insecta, Diptera, Tephritidae. Gene Ontology annotation, biological process: regulation of proteasomal protein catabolic process; regulation of G1/S transition of mitotic cell cycle; positive regulation of endopeptidase activity. The record is from RefSeq and is a predicted model, not a curated record.
AACUUACCAGACUGAUUAAACUGCCAUCAAUUGUAUUUGUAUAUUUCAUAGAUAAUGCUGUUUAAUUAGAACGCGCCCGUCGCAGGAUCCAAAGAUCACAGUUGGUUUCCGUUGCCGGCAGCACACGGUAUACGUACGAAAAUUUAAAGUUUUCCGCUGCAAUUUAAAAGUUUUCAAUAAACGCGUUCUACACUUCCACUAUACCCGCAAUUAUUUACUAAAUUUACAUAUAAAUAUGUAUGAAUUUUAGUUCUAUAAGACGAUCUACUAUUAGUAAAUCCACUUUUAUUUUCACUUAAAAGAACAAAAUUUAUGUUUAUGAUAUGAUCGAAGACGCACACUGAUUCAUUAACAUUCUCUGGCCAAACCAUUGCCUUAAUUUGCACUUUACAGAAAAUACGGUCUGAUUAGAUUCUGCCAAUUGCCGGAACUAUAAAACUGCACUGGCUUCCGUUGCCGGUAGCACACAGAAAUCCGUCAGUAAAUUUUUAGUUCACUGUGAGCAGACCGCGCAUAUACGGCACCACUGUAAGACUAUUCUAAAAUCCAACUUUCUUUUCCCGUAACGCACCAAAUGUUGUAUUUACUAUAUAGCCGACUACACGCACUUUACUUAUAAACUAUUUUCAACACUUUUCACUGAUUCUGACUUUUCUUCACAAUAUAAGAUCACUUACAAUUUAAAACAGUUCUUUUCGCGAUAAAAAUUAGAUGCCACGAAAAUAGCGGUAGUUAAUUGACAGCCACUCCACCAACAAAUCAAAGUAACACGUUUUGAAAUUGGGCUCGGUAGAUGGCGCUUAACACACGUGAUUAAACGCAACAGAAUGAAAUAUUUGAAACGAAGAGUAAAUACAAUAUUUUAUUGAAAUAAUAAGAAAAAAUAAUAUUCUACAAAAAAGGUAAUUGAUAUGAAGGCAUACUGUCGGUUUUGCUUUAAAAAAAAUUGCAUAUGCCAAUUUGUGAUACUUCUUGGUUUUAGUAAAUUAUUCAAACAAUUAUUUCUGCAAACAUAUAAACUAUUUGCUGCACUUCUAACACCCUGUAGUGUGCAGCAUCACCAUUGCACACUUUAACAGUUUACUAGCAAAUCGUCUGCCUUUCAACUGACAAUUCUAAAAGUAAUUGUAGAAACUUCCACGAGGACCAUUCAAAUUAACAAUUUAGCAAGUAAAUAGUUUAAAAACAGCACAAAAUGCCAGCUGACACUACAACCAAGCAAGUUCAGGAUUACAAAGAUUCGUUAAUCAAAAAAGCCGAACAACUUAUUAUACAGGGCUUUCCAGAGAAAAUUGUUGAAUUGAAUGAACUCCUCGCAACGCCUAUGUUUAGCGAUCGUAACUUUAAUGAAGUGCAUCAAGACCUUAACAUUCCAACGCCAGAACCAAUUUUGGUGAACAAUCAUGCCGACUCGGCUGACGACGGUGGUGACGCCGACCAGCCGGCGGCAAAAAGACCACGCACCGAUCACUUUGUGCCUGGCACCAAAGUUAUGUGCUUGCCUACCGGUUCUGUACCUUGCAAUGAGCCACUCUGCGAAAUGAUUAAAAUCGUAAAACCAAUUAUUCGUAAACUUGUGGAAGAUUCAAAUUUAUUAAAAAUGUGGAUUUCGUUUUUAAUACCCAAAAUCGAGGAUGGCAAUAAUUUCGGCGUAUCUGUACAGGAAGAUACGCUUGCUGAAAUACAAGCUGUUGAAUCGGAAGCUGCGGCAUUUUUCGACCAAAUUUCGCGUUAUUUUUUAUCACGCGCCAAAGUUGUUUCGAAAGUCGCGAAAUAUCCACAUAUCGAGGAUUAUCGACGCGCAGUGGUGGAGUUGGAUGAGAAGGAAUACUUAAGCUUGUGGUUGGUUGUAUGUGAAGUGCGAAAUCGUUAUUCAUCACUACAUGAUAUCGUUAUUAAAAAUUUGGAGAAACUGAAGAAACCACGUUCAUCCAAUGCUGAUAGCUUAUAUUAAACUGUAAUGAAAAAAACAACACGCAAUCGUAUUAAAACACAUACAAAAGAAAACAACAAAGCAUGGAGGCAUGCGUAAUAGUGAAGCCGUUACGAACAGGAUUGAAGUUGUGUCAGCGCUGCAGUUAACAAGAAAUGCAUGAGUUAAUAUAUCGGACAAUUUUGGGUGCAAGCGGGAUUGGUGAAAGGCGUGCAAUGCGCGGUGACACUACUUAAGAUACCUGUGGAUCGUAACAACAAACCGCUCUCAACAGUUUAUAAUAAAAUGCUUGAAUUUAGUCAUGUAAAAAUGUGAAUUGCGACGUUAAAAAUAUUGGUUAGUUCAAUAUAUUUUGAUUGUAAUGUUAAUUUCUUUUUUCUCAAUCCAUUUUGCAUUAACUCAAGGUAUAUAAAUAUGUAUGCAUAGAACUUACGUAAGAAAAAAAAAAAC